Messenger RNA from Phytophthora sojae, 894 nucleotides. RefSeq lists its product as hypothetical. The coding region runs from base 1 to 894 and encodes 297 amino acids. The transcript has a single exon. Lineage: Eukaryota; Oomycota; Peronosporomycetes; Peronosporales; Peronosporaceae. The record is from RefSeq and is a predicted model, not a curated record.
AUGACUAUUACGCAAGAAAAACUGGAAGACUUGUCGAGGGGAAUCCUCCUCCCGAUUGUGUUGGUGCUCGACGCCUGGGUGUUCCAGUACCUGGUGUUUGUCUAUUGGCUGCGGCGUCGCGAGUUCCGAGUGAAAAUGCUGCUAGUCGCGUCGUUCCUUGCCUUUAUCACGCACAUUUACUCCCACGAGACGUACGAGACGCUGUGGGAAUAUAACGACAUCUCCGAGACGUGUCUGCAGCUGACGUUCACGAUCCAGAUCACGAUCAUCGGUCGCGAUGUAUCCAAGAAAGUCAAGCUCCGCUCUAUCGUCCACUUCACGCACGCUGCCGAGGUGCUGAUCCUCGCGAGUUGGAUCGACGUGCUCGAGACUGCGCUCGAAGUCGCGGGCGUCAAUCUGGGCACGAGAAUGCACGGACUGGAGAAUUGGGUGGAGUCUCUCUCGCUCGCGUUCGUGCUGGUCUUUCGCUUCUUCUAUCUAUCGCUGUCUUGUGGAGCUGCACGGGUGCUGGCGAAGCGUAAAUUGGAGUUCACCCUCUAUUUAUUGGUAGCAGUGCAUGAACUCCCGUUCGUUCUACUGGAAUAUUUAACAGGUGUGAACUGGGAGUUUGUACAAGCUAUCGUCAUGCGCGUGCUGAUCGUCGCGUGUAUAAUGAUCAACGUGAUCCAUAAAGCUCGACGUAGUGGCCGCUCCAGCAUGACCGUUCGAAGUGCGAUGCGGUCAACCGGGCGCGAGGAAGAAAUGCCAGAGCCCGGUGGGAAUACGCCCAGUCUGUUAACGCUAGCAACGAUCCCCGCGCUAGUUCGGAAGUUAAAGUUCAACACCGCUAUAGCCAAAGCUGCCAGCAUGAAGAAAAUCUUCGUAGGCCCCGCAUCCGCCAAACGCCAAACGUAG